Messenger RNA from Trichosurus vulpecula (common brushtail), 3207 nucleotides. It is a transcript of the gene MMP11, whose product is annotated as matrix metallopeptidase 11. Gene Ontology annotation, cellular component: extracellular matrix. The record is from RefSeq and is a predicted model, not a curated record. The coding region runs from base 56 to 1582 and encodes 508 amino acids. The transcript is spliced from 8 exons. NCBI's taxonomy places the organism in Eukaryota, Metazoa, Chordata, Mammalia, Diprotodontia, Phalangeridae. Gene Ontology annotation, biological process: collagen catabolic process; extracellular matrix organization; proteolysis. Gene Ontology annotation, molecular function: metalloendopeptidase activity; zinc ion binding.
CUGCAGUCACCCCGGCUCCGGGCCCGCCCCGCAGGCCCCUGGCGCCCGCCCCGGGAUGGCCCCAGCCCUGGCCCACAGCCGCCGCCUUCUCCGGCUCCCUGGAGCUCUCCUGCUGCUGCUCCCGCUGCUGCUCCCGCCCCCGCACCGGGUCCUGGCUCGGCCGCCCCCGCCACUGCCCGACUCAGCACUCAAAGAGGAUGGACCUUGGCUUGAGGGUGUCCCCAAGGCCACAGCCUCUGCUGCAGUCUUCUCCAUGCAAGCUGCCCCUCAGUGGGCCAUGGCUCAGGGCCGUCCCCGCUGUGGUGUGCCCAACGUGCCUCGUGGAUCACACCUCCAGAACCGGCAAAAACGCUUUGUGCUGUCUGGUGGGCGCUGGGAGAAGGUCAACCUCACCUACAGAAUCAUGCGGUUCCCCUGGCAGCUGGUCAAGGAGCAAGUCCAGCAGAUGAUGGCUGAGGCCUUACGGGUAUGGAGCGAUGUGACCCCACUUACCUUCACGGAGGUGCAAGAAGGCAGGGCGGACAUCAUGAUUGACUUCACUAGGUACUGGCAUGGAGACAAUCUGCCUUUCGAUGGCCCUGGAGGCAUUUUGGCUCAUGCCUUCUUUCCCAAGACCCACCGGGAGGGGGAUGUGCACUUUGACUAUGAUGAGUCCUGGACCAUUGGGAACAACCUGGGCACAGACCUGCUCCAGGUGGCUGCUCAUGAGUUCGGCCACGUGCUGGGCCUACAGCACUCAACCGAAGCCAAAGCUCUGAUGUCCCCCUUCUACACUUUCCGCUACCCUCUGAGCCUGAGCCCAGACGACCAGCAGGGGAUCCAGCACCUCUAUGGACGGCGGCUUGGACCUCAGCCCAGCCCAGAGCCCCAUCUGGACCAGGCCCCUCCAGCCCCGGGGCCCACCUGGCCCCACUCCAAAGUGCCUCCCCCUCCCCAGCCAGGCAACAUAGACACCAAUGAGAUCUCCUUAGAGCCAGACGCCUGUGACACAGACUUUGAUGCUGCGGCCACCAUCCGAGGAGAACUCUUCUUUUUCAAGUCGGGCUUUGUCUGGAGGCUGAGGGCUGGGCGGCUACAGCCUGGCUACCCGGCCCUGGCUUCUCGCCACUGGCAAGGCCUGCCCACCAGCCUCGACGCUGCCUUCGAGGAUCCACAGGGCAACAUUUGGUUUUUCCAGGGCUCUCAAUAUUGGGUGUAUGCUGGAGAGCAGCGUGUGCUGGGCCCGGCACCACUCUCUAACCUAGGUCUAACAAGCUCAGGCAUCCAUGCAGCACUGGUAUGGGGGACGGGAAGGAACAAAAUCUACUUCUUCCAUGGGGGCAGUUACUGGCGUUUCCACACCAGCACUCGGAGAGUUGAUGGCCUUUACCCGAGAAGGACCACUGACUGGCGAGGAGUACCCUCUGAGAUCAGUGCUGCCUUCCAAGACAGCCAUGGUUAUGCCUACUUCCUCCAUGGUCGCCAAUACUGGAAGUUUGACCCAGUAAAGGUGAGAGUCUUGGAGGGCUUCCCACGCCUCAUUGGCCAGGACUUCUUCAGCUGCGCUGGACCCACCACCCUUCCCUCCAAUGCCUUCCUCUAAGCACUGGCCUUGGAGGCCCUGCAUUCCCCCAGCCUUCUUUGGGAGCUGGCCUCCCGUGGGGAUGACACUGAACCAGACAGCACUAUUUAUUCCGGGAUGGAAAUGAAGCCCCUGGGAUGAGCUGGCUGGGCUCAGGCUCCCGAAUGCCCUCCACUGGAGGCAGCGGGCUGCCAGCUGGGCUUCCAUGCAGGCCUAUGGAGUCCUGUAGCCUGAGAGCCCAUGUGUUUGGAGGCAGAGAGACUCCAGGCCAUGCUGGUUGUGGCCUACACUGUCAGCUCUGUACUCUGCCUUCUCUUGUCAUUGUCUGGGUACAUCCUUUCAGAAUCUCACCGCCGGGACACCUGGCUCACCUGGGGACUUCUCAGAAGUGCUGGUUCUCUUUGGAUCUUCAGAGUCCACUCCACACUGGAGAGCUGCCUCUCCCCCUGGGCUGACUGCUGUCCCCAGGGGGAUAUGAUGGAAUGCCACGGAAGCAGCUUACCUUCCUGCCAGAGUCCUUUGACACCCACUCUUCCAGGGAGUGUUGAAUAUAUAAUGCUACCCUCCUUUUUUCCCCUCCAUCUACACCCAAAGCCUUCCUUCUUCCCCUAAGCGGUUUCUUUCUGAAUAGGGCAUGUCCAUCCUAAGCCAUGGAUCCCCGUUGAGGUGGGCUCAUCCUAUCCACUUAGUGAUCUCAGGAAGUGGGAUGUGGCCCCUCUUGGGCUAUCCCCUUGCUCUUGCUUGCUACCCACCUUUGGGCCUUACAGUAGGCCCUCCUGCCAACCAGGACGCCUGACCGUUGGCUGUACUUUCUAGCCCCUCCUGGCAUCCCAGGCAUCUUGGGAGGUUCCUGGCCAAUCCUGGGGACACACUCAGGCAGACGGUGGGCCUUUUGGCAUUCUGCUGUCCAUCAGGCCCCCUUAGCAGGGGGUUGCCACCACCAUCCAGCCUGCCUGAUUCCUCCUUUUCCUCCUGCUCCGUGUCCCGACCUUCCUGGAAACCCCAGGUCUCACCGGUGUGCCCCACUUCCCAGGACACUGGGCUUGCCCUUUUCGUGGUAGGAGAGAUGCCUAGCCAGGCCCCCAGCUCGGGAAUGCCUCCCUUGUGUUUCGGCUCCAGUUCGGCUCCCCUUCAGGUCCCCAUCCUCAGAAAGGGCAGCCCUUGUGUCCAGUCUGGAGAAGGCUGGUCCCUGUGAUUUCAUCCAACCCCCUGCAUGCAUGUACCGCUUGGCUGGCCUGAGGGCCCCACCCCCACCUCGUGCCCUCGGGCCUGUUUGAGCCAUGGGCUCCAAGGGGCAGCAGGCCCCAGAGGCCGAGCUCAAAGCAGGCCGCCUCCUCAUGCCAGGGCUGGUCCUUGUGGGCUCGCCUGGGCCCAGUCUGGUACAGCUGGCCCCCAGGCUCACAAGAGUUCUCUCGAGUUCUCCACACGCUCACCCGGGCUUGGGCCUCGCCCUUAAGAGGGGGCCUCCAGGGGAAACCUGAUUUUGCUCCCCAGGCCUGGAUACAGGCUCCGAUCUUGGCCCCAGGGCCUUCCCCUUUGGGGGCGGGCCUCCUGCCAAAGACAUGUAACUGUGCACAGUGUGGAUGGUGUCUUUUGUAUCGGUGGGCUGUCCAUUUGAUUAAACACGGCCUGUUUUCUGGUGGAAA